AUGGCUAGGGGACCAGAAAAAUAUCUGUCUUUGAUUGGAUUCAGCGUCAUCUGUCUUAAAAUGGUUGUUUCAGCUAAGACAGCUCCUGAAAUACCCACUAUUGACCAGGCAUAUUCAAAACUCAGCAACAGUAUCACUGUAGAAUGGGCCACAGUGCCAGGGGCUACCAGUUACCUGCUCACAGCUGAAGAUGGAGACACAGUCAUUGAGACCAUGGUGGCCAAUUCCCCAGGCACUGUGACAGGCCUGAAGGCUGCCACCUUGUAUCAAAUCACCAUCAGAUCCAUCAGUGCGGCUGGAAGAAGUCAGGCAUCACGUCCGAAGCAGGCAAAGACAGUGUUGGCAGCACCAGUUCUAGAAGUAAGCUCUCCAGGUCCAGAUUCCAUCCUUGUGCAGUGGGAAGCUGUAUAUAUGGCCAUUGGGUUCUCUGUUUCCAUUAUGCAAGCCAAUGGUUUGGGUAGGAUUUGGAAAGAGAAUACUACAAACACCUCCUUGACCUUCAGCAGCUUAGAUGCGGGGACUCUCUACACGAUAAAAGCUUAUGCCUGGAAUGCCAAUGGAAUCCCUGGGGAUGACUCCACCUGCAACCAGAGAACAAGUCCUCGUGCUCCUGUCAACAUCCAAGUGUCUUUUGACAGUGGGGCUUUGAAGGCGUCUGUUUCAUGGACCCCGACAGAAGGGGCUUUCAAUUAUACUGUGAAGGCACUGAGUGACUCUUCUGAGCAGAGCUGUAGCACAACUUUAAGCUCCUGCAGCAUCUCUUCCCUGCAGUGUGGCACUGAAUACCUGAUUUCCGUGUUAGCAAGUAACGAUGCGGGAUCCAGCGAGUCCUCUUCGGCGGUGACCUUGAAGACUGUGGCUUGUGCACCUGCAAGAGUGACCAUCCAAGAAGAAGCCCCUGGCCACCUGUCUGUGGCUUGGUCCAAUGUAGAUCUGGGUGAUUACUAUGUGGCUUUUGUGAAGAGUGAUGAUGGCUUGGAAGUCCACUGCAAUACGUCCCUCACACAGUGCAACUUCUUAUCCGAGUGUGGCUUUACGUACUUUAUUAGUGUCUUUGCCUAUAACAAGGCAGGGCAGAGUCCUUUGGGUGAUGUAUUCAAUUAUACCACAGCUCCCUGUUGCGCUAGUGACAUUAACCCUGUGUUAGUGUCCAGUGACAGAGUAGAGAUGGUCUGGUCUCCAGUCCGAGGUGCGGAACUCUAUGAAACCAAGGCCAGAGCUGGGUCCCGCGUGGUGGAAUGCAAUGACACCGCCCCUGCCUGCACGCUCUCGGCUCUGCAGUGUGACACCAAGUAUGACGUCACGGUGUAUUCCUUCAGUGAGAUCCGGGGCAGCAAUAUGUCCUGUGCACCCCAGUUGAUUACCACAGCUCCUUGUAGUCCUGAAAUAAAAAGUAUUUCCACGGAUGAAUUCUCUACAAUUAAUGUGCAAUGGCAAGCCACUAAUGAUGACGCCACAUACACCGUGACUGCCCAGGGGGAGAAGGGGUUGUACCAGUGCCGCAGCGCAGGACAGGCCUGUGCCAUGGGGGGUCUGCCCUGUGGCUCAGUGUUCUCUGUCACUGCUGUGGCUGAAACCCAGGCAGGAAAAAGCCCACCCAGCUACAGCGUCUCCCUGGAAACAGUACCAUGCUGCCCAGCUGGACUGAUGGUAACUCAGGUCACCCAAGCAAUAAUCAAUGUGAGCUGGAGUAUUGGGGCAGUGACCCAAACGUAUGUGACAGUUCUGGAAUCCCAUGCUGGACAAUCCAUGUGUCAAACCCAUCAGAACCAUUGUCUCCUGGGAUGCAUUACAUGUGGCAUCAACUACACGGUGGCACUAAAGGCUGUUAGUGCUACAGGGUUGACUUCAGAAUGUGCCUACCAAAGUUACUCUUCCAGUGUCUGCUGUCCUUUGGGGGUGAAGGUGUAUAGGUUGGGCUCUAAUGGCAUUCGGAUCUACUGGCAAGCUUCCCGGGGCUCUGCCAACUAUAGCGCUGACCUCUAUGGCUCCAAAGGCAUCUUCACGUGUGCCCCAAGUGCUGGCCUCAGUUUCUGUGAUGUCACUGAAAUUCCCUGUGGGGAUGUAUAUACCGUGAUGGUCUCACCAGUUGCUGAAACAGGACAGAAGCUUACUUUCUGUCCCAAAAAAAUAUAUUCAGUAACCUGCUCUGGAAGUACACUGGGAAUGGUGAUUUACAGAGGGAAGAGAAAUGCAGAAUAA
This is a messenger RNA of Dipodomys ordii (Ord's kangaroo rat), 2202 nucleotides long. It is a transcript of the gene Fndc7, whose product is annotated as fibronectin type III domain containing 7. The record is from RefSeq and is a predicted model, not a curated record. Bases 1 to 2202 code for a protein of 733 amino acids. Gene Ontology annotation, molecular function: protein binding. NCBI's taxonomy places the organism in Eukaryota, Metazoa, Chordata, Mammalia, Rodentia, Heteromyidae. The transcript is spliced from 12 exons.